Bactrocera dorsalis (oriental fruit fly) is the source of this 5016-nucleotide messenger RNA. RefSeq lists its product as uncharacterized. The transcript is spliced from 7 exons. NCBI's taxonomy places the organism in Eukaryota, Metazoa, Arthropoda, Insecta, Diptera, Tephritidae. The coding region runs from base 171 to 4586 and encodes 1471 amino acids. The record is from RefSeq and is a predicted model, not a curated record.
AGCUGUCAUUCAUGUAGUCAAAAGAUUUGGUUUUGUGUAGUCAAAAAAAUUUAGUGCUGAGAUUUUUUAAUUUCUUGAUUAAUUUUAAUGUAAUUAUAAGUUUUUGAGUGCAUUAAUUAAAAAGGAAAAUUAUUUGCUGCAUUUCGCCAAAAUAAUUGAGAAGCUUGAAAAUGUCGAGUGGACGCGAGGAAGGAGAAAUCGAUUCAGAGGAAGAUGGUCUGCGAAAACGCAUACAUGAGCUUGAAAAUGAAAAUGCUGAAUAUGAAAAGAUUAAACGAAUUUCCGAAAGUUUUGGAGAUAAAUAUGGUAACAUGUAUAGACUGAAUGAAUUUAAUGACUGGGAAGCUGUACAACGUGCUGGUCAAGUGCCCACCGAUGCCUCCUCAAUUUCAUCCGAUGAAUUUCCCUAUCCAAAAAAGAAAAAACAUAAACGAAAUAAAAAAGGUAAAUGCAAAAUGCAUGCGCGACGUGCAAUGCAGCGCAGUCAUCGUUGUACGCAUCAGCGGCACAAGCACAGUAAAAGACAUCAACGGAAAGAACGUUUCUACAAUUCUUACAAUGAAAAUCGUGCUAUUGAAACAAUAUCUCUGGAUACCACCGAUAAUAGUGAAUAUGAGAAGGAUAACUACUCCAUAGCUACCAUGGAUAUUGAAAGUACAGAUGAAAAUGAUGGUGACAUAACAUUACCAUUAAGUCGUGAGGAACUCCGUUUGGCACUGGGACGUGGUUCAACGGAAAGGAAAAAUAACCUCUGCUCAUUAAAAGAACGUUUGCAACCGGAUAAAUUUAUUUCAUUAGACAACAUGGAAAAGGUACAAAUAUUGGAAGAAUCCGCAGCGAAUUCGAACGACGCCGAAAAUGUUGUAGAAAUCAACAGUGAUAAUUCCAUUUCAAUUGAAGAGCAAGAACUGCGUUUAAUUGCGCUAAGAUCUGCGAUAAUGCGUAAACAUGCGACACGUAAAAAACGUAACGCCGAGAUUGCCUAUUCGCCAACCGAUUUUGAUGACCUGUUGGUUGAACCCGUCAGUUCAGUCGAUACGGAUAUUGAGGAAUUAGAAGGUGAUAUGGAAAUAAGUCCAGCUAGUUCACCACGCCUGCAACUCAGUCCCAUACAGUGUGACGAAGAACAAAAUAGUAAUUGCAGUUUGGAUACUGUGGAUAAUCAAGCGGAUAAUAAACCUGUAGAUAUGGAAUUAGCAAGUAGUGAAAGCGAACAGGAAGACAAUAGUAAGAAUAUAAUCAACACGGAUAUGUCUUAUGCACAAAUGCACGAUAUACCGCUACCAGCUGGUCUACCAAUGGAUAGCGGCGUCAGUUUGCCCAUGGCAUACGAUUAUACAAGUCACGGCAAUCACACAAUGUCCUACGAUAUGUAUAUGCCGGCGUUGCAUUACAGCACGCCACUGGAGUUGCCAACGCCACUGUUGCCAAUGUCUGCGUUAGCAGGUACAACCCAGCCACCGGGUACAUAUGACGUGACUUCGCAAGAUUUCAAUAACAGUGAUGAAGUCACGUGUGUUAAGGAUGAGCUUGCCAUUGAACCUGAAAGGGGUAGCCUGUCACCCAAAUCAUCAACAAUGGAGAUUAUACAGCAAGAAGACACACAAGAACCAGCGGAGGAUUGUAGUGAUGAAGAAGAGGCGGAAGCUUUGCGCGCCUUAUUGCUAUCUCAGCGACAAAUGGCGAAAACCACAAAAUCGAAUGGUUUGAUACAAAUACGCAAACAAUCGCCAACGCAUGCGCAAAAAACAAAUGAAGAUGACAAAAAUGCUGAAAGUAUCCUAAAAGCUAAUGCUAAGCCCACACCUACAGAGUCGAUUUUGAAAGAAGCUGUACGCCGUUUAAAAGUUAAAACUUUUGCAAAUAUUGAGAAUACGCAUGCGCAGGAUUACCAUGCGGAGUCUGAUACGCAUGCGCCACGUUUGACGAUAAAAGCUUUUGCGCGUUGCAAAGACAUUGACGAAGAAGCAUUUGCACAUGCGCAACCACCUCAUAUAGCUGAGAAUGCAACAACAGCUUUUAAGGUACAAUCAACGAAUUUCCAUAAUGCAUUUAGUAAUAACGAAGAGAGCAGUACAGAGAGCUUACAAUGCAAGAGCACUCCCGAAAUUUUGGGCUCACAAACGAAUUCGCACGAAAAUGUCGCACCAGUUGCACCCACCAAGCGGCGGUUGGACAAUAUGCACGAUGCAGAACAGAAUAUAACCGUAAAAGAGCUGUCAAAGAUUGCUGACAGCCUACACUCAUCAGAGGACAGUAAUGGUUUGCCGUUGCAACAAAGCCGAAAAACACAUCACACUUAUGAACCACAAGCCAAGAAACAGAAAAAGACUAUGGAAGAGGCAAAUCAUGCGCCUGCCACAGAUUUGAAGGAUUUUCAAGGCGAAAUGCAUACAAAAGAGAUUAGUACACAAGAAGGCGAUCCCAAUAGCAGUGGUGAAAAGGAGAACAAAGAGGUAUCCAGCGCAACGAAGAACAAUAACGAAAAUGCGAAGCCAACUGUCAAGCUAGUUGCCAAAACUGUGAAGGUGCUACCGAAAAACAAAGUCAAUGCUACACUCACGACGGCCAAGAACGUAACAGCGCCGCCGAAAAUAAGCGUAGCACCACCGUCGAAGGUCAUAAAGCCACUAGCGCAACAUUUGAAAAUUGUUAAGCCCAACAAGGUCAUCAAUAAAAACCUGGAAGUACAGCAGCGCACACAAAAAGCGGAUAAUCUCAGCGUUCCGAAAAAGCCUGACGCCAGCAGCCAGCCAUCGCGCAUACUAACACCCACCACGCUGCCGAAUAUUAAGGUGAAAAAACUCAUCAUACGUGUAGGUGACACGGAUUCCUCCUCGGAGGACGAAGAGAUUAUACGCAACCAAACUUUGGAACGUUGCAUUGGGCUGGCGACCGCGCGCACCAACACACCCGAUUCGCUGACUAAUGUGCUGAAUGAGAAUAUCUACGGCGGCAAAGCGUGUAGCACGCCAACGGAAAUGGCAAACGCGCAAACUAAUGAUGACCUCUCCAAUGCAUCUUCCGCUAAAGACAAUACCGUUGGCGAAGCCUUCGAAAAGAAAUUGGAGAAUUUCCUCAAAAACAUACGCUCCAAAACGCUGCAGACAGACGUACACGCUGAGCAUGCGCAUGCGCGUGUGCGUAAGCUUAGCAGCAGCAGCGGUGCGCAAACGCGCACACCCACGGCCGUACGCAGUCUUCCCAUCGCCUCGCAACAGGAAUACAAACGGUUAGUGCAUCGUAUGAAGAUACUGGAAAGGCAAAAGCAAUUGAAGAAAAUGCAAAAGAACCUAAUUGAGGAUGCGGAAAAGUAUACGAAAACCAAACACGACAAUGCAAAGAAUAAUGUGCGAAACUCCGACGAUGCAAAGGCGCACAACAGCGCCUGCGCUAAUGUCGAAACUACCAACAGCGCCACACAGACUUGCAGUGAAGCGCCCAGCACAGUUGCUGAAAAGUCCAUAGAAAUACAUUCCGAAAAAUCCACGCCGAACAAAAGUUUAACCGUCACGCAGACGCCACCAACCGAAACACCGCCUGAAAACCAACAGGCAUUAACGGAUAAGCUACGCUCCUGGGAAACUAUUUACACCAGCAUUAGUAAUAACAUCAUAAGCAGGCUGGACAAAUCGCUGCAGCUGGUGAAUGAAGCUAAGUCGGCAAAAAUCGCCAAAUUGCGUCAUGAGCAGCGGCUGAAGGAGUUGCGUCACGAAAUGGAACAGACGCAACGGAAAAUGAAAGAAGAACAAGUGAAAAUAACACGCAUACACCCACAAAUAUGCGCCAGCAACGAAUUGAUUGCGAAGUUGAAGCAGAAACGCGCCAAGGUGCUGGAAAUGGCUGUGAAGUUAGGCAAGAGUGUUAAAGGCGAUGAUUAUAGAUUAAAUAAUGAUUUGAAAAAUGAAAUAGCGCAUAAAACAAAAGGAUUGGCCACGCAUAUAAAACUUGUUAAUUCAAUCAGAUAUAGUGAUCUAGAUGUAUUAGACAAAAUGCCGGCAGCCAAAUCGCCGGAAAAUAGCGCAAAAAAUACGAAUGCUGUGAAUGCGCCACAAAAUCAAAACGCCUGUGAUAAACUGGUCUCAAAGCAACUGCCACUAACGGACCACAACAAGAGCAAAGCGUGUGAAGCGCAUGAAAGUGCUGUGAUAAUAUUGCCAACGCACGCAGCCAGCGAGACAAGAGCCGAUGCCGUAGCCGAAGCACAGGUUGACAAGCAAAGCAACGCCCAGGAAGCGAUCGAAAGCUGUGAUAAGCAGUGUGUAGUGGAGCCAGCGCCCAGCCUGGAAGCCGCUGCCACAUGCAUUGAGAAGGCGUUGGUGAAGGAAGAGCAGCCGGCACCGUGCGCGAGCGGCAAAGAAGUGCUGGACGAGGACUGCGCGCCGACGGAAGAGAGCACGGCAACGCUGAAGACGGAAGUGGAGUUGCAGCAGGGAUGCACACUGCGUGAUUACGUGUCACCGCUGCAGCACUUGCGCAGCGAAAGUGGAAAAUGGAACCCGAACGACAUUAUCUGUCCGUACGAGUUGAUGGGUCAAUGCGAGGACAAGGACUGCAGUUAUAAGCAUUUGAAAAUGUGCGCAUAGAAAAAAAGAAAUGUCGCUAUAAAUGCUCGCAGCUGGUGCAGGCGAACCGCAAGUGUACGUAAAAUGUAGAUAAUAUUUCGCAAAACAAAAUAAAACAACAAGUUUAACAAAAUAAAGGAGUACUCCGAAUAGAAGUUGCCUCAUAGGUAAGUUAAACCACUCAAUUUAGAAUUAUACACAGAUCGUGUAGCGCGUCCACUUGAUACUUAUCUAUACCACUUGCAUAAUUUUCUAUUGAAAUUACAUGUUUUUGUUGUGAUAAAAGCAUUUUCAAUAAUUUUUCAUUUAUUAUUUGAGUUGGUGGUGUGGUGAAAAGUUUUUGCUAGAAAUGCAGCACAAAGGUCGGUUGAAACUAAGGCGCGCAUUUGCGCAGAAAUCUUAAAAUUAAUUAAGAAAAUGUAAUAUAAUAAAAAUAAAUAUUAUUUUUUUU